This is a messenger RNA of Closterium sp. NIES-67, 1002 nucleotides long. The record is from the annotation of a GenBank genome assembly. NCBI's taxonomy places the organism in Eukaryota, Viridiplantae, Streptophyta, Zygnematophyceae, Desmidiales, Closteriaceae.
UUACUGCGAGGAGUUUUCUAGUACAAGUCCGUACGUAGCAUAUCCUUGUCGUCUUGUCACACAGCGCGGCUCCCUCACUCCUCAAGGACCACUCGUCAAGGCCUACCCGUGUCCGUCAACUUCAAGACUGGAUUAAUUAAUUGUAAAUAGUAUCGCCUUCUGACAGAGCCACGUUCAGAUACCGUAUUUUCAAGUGACGAGCCGCGGUCGGUCGUUCCCUGGAGUUUCGGAAAGUAUCAGAGUCCGACAGCCAUGGAAGCAACAACUAGACGUCUCCGUCUUAUUGCAUUUGCACUGCUCUCCCUGCUCCCCACCACCAUCUUGGCCGAUGAGGAUAUCAGUCAAGGUACACUCAUCAGCUUAUACGACAGCAAAGACUUUCGCUAUAACGAGUUCUCGGCGUACCAGGCCAUCCGUCCCGACCCGCGCACGCCGUGCCACGAUCUUCCCGAGGAGCUCGUCGGUCGCGUCGGGUCGCUGAUGAUCACGUGGAACACUCGCGACCACACGAAACGACACAUGAUGUGCAACACGGUGUGGUUCUUUUCGGAAUCGCAGUGCUCGGGCGUCGCGACGGCGAUUAAACUCCCGGGCGGUUCGGAGCAUGCUAGUCCCCGCAAUUACAGCUACGGCUUUACCGUGCAAAGGAACCUUCGUGGGCCCCUGGCAUCAAUGGCUUCCGUCGGCUGCUCCUACACGCCUAAUCCCUGCUCGCUGUACGGCUGCCCUGCUCAUUCAGUCUGCGACUCGGCCCAAGGAACGUCUCAUAUGUGCCUCUGCAGAAAAGGGUUUAUCAAAAUCAAGAAUCAAUGUGUUUGGGGAGCCGGACUGUCCUCCACAUAGGUGGCGUCGUGUUCACAUAGCCGGAAAAAAAAAGGUUUAGGUUUAGCAUAAUAAAGUUCGCUAACAGAGUCUGCUCUUUCACUGUACUUCAUAAUGCAAAUAAUGCAACAGCCUGGCUCAGGGCACCGACACACCUUUUCGGGUGACGCGGACUCUGUU